AUGCAACGACCCCCUUUAAGGGUGAAUGUUUGUGAGCCCUCUUUAACAUCUCUAGGGGACUCAGAUUUCUUUCCCCCACCCCCUCCGCCUGUUAUUCCCCAGGCGCAGUCUACUUGGCCUGCGCAGCCUAGUCGGCCCAGGCCUUUGAAGUUAUCUAGUCCUCCUAAUGAUGAAUUCCCUCUUGGGACAGGGGCUAUUUGCCCUCCCAGGCGUAGUGCCUUGCAGCUCUCAUUAGCACAGGCUGCUCAAAGAGGGGAGGAUAUUUCUGGUUUUCAUUUAUUUCCUGUAAUGGAGGACCAAAACCAACAAAGAACUCACCAACCUAUCCAAUUUAAACAAAUAACAGACUUGAAAAAUGCUUGCGCUCAAUAUGGACCUACAGCGGUAAUUUUGGAAACAUUGUCUACUGAUGCUUUAUGCCCUAAUGAUUGGAAACAAUUAGCUAGAGCUUGUCUUAGUGGAGGAGAUUACUUGUUGUGGAAGUCUGAAUUUGUGGAACAAUGUCAGGCCACAGCAGAGGUUAAUAGGGCUAAUAAUAUACCUACUACUUUUGCAGAGCUUGCUGGGGAAGGUGCUUAUAAUGACAUCCAUACCCAGUUAAAUUACCAUGUGGGCGCAUAUGCUCAGAUUAAUGCCGCUGCUAAGCGUGCCUGGAAGAAACUUCCUAACUCUAAUAAGACUGAGGAUCUUUCUAAAAUUAGACAAAGACCAGAUGAACCUUAUCAAGACUUUGUCUCUUGGUUACUAGAGGCAACAGGCCGUCUCAUCCAAGAUGGGGAUGCCAGUAUGGUUCUGUACGAAAAUGCUAAUGCAGCUUGCCAAGCAGUCAUUAGACCAUUUAGAAAAAAAGGAGGAAUAACUGAUUAUAUUUGGCUCUGUGCUGACAUUGGCCCAUCCUAUAUGCAGGGCCUCACACUGGCUGCUGCACUUCAGGGACAAACCAUAACUGAAUUCCUCCGCACUCCCCGGGGAGGCAAAAAUGGAGGACGACGUCCCCGAGUUGCUGGACCUCCUGGCAGCUGUUUUUCUUGCGGCCAAAUGGGCCAUCUAAUGACUCAAUGUCCUAAUCAGAAAAAGGGAGCUAAACUAAGGAGAUGCCCCCGAUGUAAUAAGGGAAGACAUUGGGGCAGAGAUUGUAAAUCUACUUUUGAUAGUGCAGGCCGCCCGAUUCCGGAAAACUGGCAGAGGGGCCAGCCCCUAGCUCCUCAACAAAAAACCGGGGCAGCCCCCUCCUUUUCACAGCUUCAAGCCUACCAGCUGGCAACCAACAGCAACAACAACAAAAGGUUUCCAGUCUCCUCAGAGCAACCCCAGGAAGUGCAGGAUUGGACCUCUGUUCCUCCACCUACACAGUAUUGA
Molecule: messenger RNA, 1359 nt
Organism: Dipodomys spectabilis (banner-tailed kangaroo rat)
Lineage: Eukaryota; Metazoa; Chordata; Mammalia; Rodentia; Heteromyidae
Product: endogenous retrovirus group K member 5 Gag polyprotein-like
Biological process (GO): viral process
Molecular function (GO): nucleic acid binding; zinc ion binding
Source: RefSeq, a predicted model, not a curated record